UAGGCCAGCUGGAGGCGGCUCACUUUAGGGAGUGGUACUCGGCUCUGAGACCUGCUUGUCAGUCUAGUGCCGGUCUGGCCAACCCCCGCAGCAAGGAUGCUCCUGGGGUUCCGGAGAGGCGGCAAGAGGCAGUUUAAACGCAUCAUCCAUGGCCUUCUCCCUGCAGCCAGCAUCGCACCGAAGCCAGCUGUGCCCCGCACACCUCCUCCACGCAGCCCCAACCCCUCUCCAGAGAGACCAAGAUCUGCUCUGGCUGCAGCCAUUCUAGCAACAACAUUGACUGGCCGGACUGUUGCCAUUCCUCAGCCUCGCCGGAGAUCCCACUCUGAGAGUGACAUGACCUACAUUGAAAAGGACAGUUUCAUCGAGCCCUAUGCCACCACCUCGGAGCUGAGGCAUCAACCACAUAGGCAGAAUGAGACGGGAAGAAGAUCUUCUUUGCCAUCCUUUGAAAUGCUGGGCUACGAGGAGGAAGAGGACACUGACACGCACCUGUCAUGCAGCCACAGGGAGUCGGGGGACACAAGUGCUCGCAAAGAAGAGGGAAGCCUCAGCGACGCCGUGUAUGCCGUGCCACACAGAAAUCAGGUUCCAUCGUCACAUGGGGUAGACAGUGAAGAUGAGGAAAAUAUUUCUGAACAAGAUGGGUUUCCAGGCUCACCUGUUCCACCAGAGCUUACACAAGAAAAAGAUGGUAAACAUUCUAUUCUGAAUUUAAAGGAUGAAAAACCACCAUUGUAUGGAAAACCUCCACCCUCUCCAGAUGUAAAUGGUAGAACACAUCGAAGACAUAUAGAAAUAACCAAAGAAAAGUUCGAGGAAUUAAAAGAAGAAAAUUUGCAUCUAAACAAUGCAAAUCAAACCCUUACUCUUGAACUUAACAUAAUAAAAAAAACAAUGAAAGAACUACAGUUAAAACUUAAAAGGAUGGAAAAAGAAAAUAGAAAGCUGAAAGAAGUUGAGAAAGCAUCCUCUCAGGAAGUAGUCGCUGCACCUGAAUUACAUUAUCUAAGAAAACAAGCUCAAGAACUGGUGGAUGAAAAUGACGGAUUGAAAACGACUGUUCAUUGUUUGAAUGUAGAACUGAGUAGAUAUCAAACAAAAUUCAGGCAUUUAUCCAAGGAAGAGAGUUUAAAUAUUGAAGGCCUCCCAUCAAAGGGCCCUAUACCGCCCUGGCUGGUGGAUACAAAGUACCUGUCCCCCUUGUUGCUGGCCUAUGAAGACAGAAUGAAAGAGAAGGACGAGCUCAAUGCCAGCCUUCAGGAGGAAAUGAGAACGUUUAAGAUGAGAGUCCAAGAAGUGGUGAAAGAAAAUGAAAAAUUGCACCAAGAGCUGAAUAAGAAUAGUGUUGUCACCAGUGAGGAAUGGCGUCAGCUUCAGACUCAAGCAGAACUUGUUUUAGAGGAAAACAAGUUGUUGAUAGAGCAGUUGGAGAUUCAGCAAAGAAAAGCCAAGGACACGCACCAGGAGCGUCUCCAGGAAGUUUCUAAACUGACUAAACAGCUAAUGCUUCUGGAGACUAAAACACAGAGCCAAGAAAAGGAGCUAACUAAAAGUAAGGAGCAAUUGGAAACUUUAAGGACAGAAUGCCAGGAACUAAAACUACAGUUGGACAGCAAAGUUGCAAUAGAAGUUCACACUUCAAUUGUAAAUGAAUUAAAAAGCCAGUUGCAGAAGGAAGAAGAGAAAGAAAAUGCUGAGAUGGAAGAGUUGACGGAAAAGUUGGCAGCCCUGCAAGUGCAGAAAAAGAGCCUUCUAUUAGAGAAGAAAAAUUUGACGGCUAAAAACAAGGCGCUGGAAGCUGAACUCGAAAAGGCACAGAAAAUAAAUAGGAGAUCUCAAAAGAAAAUUGAUGUCUUCAAAAAGCAGGUGGAAAAAGCCAUGGAAAACGAAAUGUCUGCUCACCAGUACCUGGCAAAUCUUGUUGUCCUGGCAGAGAAUAUAACCCAGGAACGUGACAAUCUUAUGUAUUUGGCUAAAUGUUUAGAAAGUGAGAAGCAUGGAGUUCUCAACAAAAUCAUAGAAGGCAAUAUUCGCUUGGGAAGGUUGGAGGAAAAAGUCAAGGGGUACAGGAAGCAGGCGGCACUGAAGCUGGGUGACAUCAGUCACCGUCUGACAGAGCAGCAGGAAGACUUUGCUAGCAAGACAGCUCAGUACCAGCAGGAGAUGAGGCACCUCCAUCGGAUGCUGCAGGACAAGCAGGAUGUCCUGGACAAGGCGCUGCAGCAGAAAAGAGAAAUGGAAGGUGAGCUUGAGGUUGUUUGGGAGUCCACCUCCAAGGAAAACCGAAGGAUCCGAGAACUUCUCCAGGCCACGCUGGAGAGGACAGGCCCGUGGGACAACACCAGAGCUUUCGCGGACCGCUGCCUGGACGGCAUCUCUCAGGGAGACGGGCAGGAUGGCUGCCACUUCAGCUUCUGUGACCUGAAGCCGCCUCCCACCGCCCACCAGGGUCUGCGGGAGCCCCUGGGCUAGGGCCCCUCGGUGGAGAGGUCUGCCCUACGCAGGACAGGGAGCGCCGAGGAGAGGGCAGACUCCCGCCCACCGCUGCAGCGUUUCUUCUCCUCAGGGCAAGGGAAGAAAUACUGUCUCAGAAAUUUAACCCGUUUUUUUACAUUUUGCUUUAUUCUUAAAAUGUGCUGUUGAACUAUAUUUAGCCGGUGCACGUCCUCUGACCCCAUUGCCACCGAGCCGGGCUCUGCGAGAUCCAUUGCUCAGGCUAACAGGUGACCUGGCAAGCUGGCCUGUCUCCGGGCUCCUAGAUCUGCGCUGGGAAAGCCCCAGAGGGAAGGGCGGGCAGGCCCGAGCACUCAGCCUGUGUGUUUGAUGAGUAGUUUCAUUGGAUGAGCCGUCGAUGGAAGCCCCAGCGAUGAGACCUGUGCGUUCACUCUGGGUGGUAUUUUAUUGUUUGGCAAAAAACAGGUGCUGGUCUUCAUGCCCCAGUAGGUUGUACAAAAUCUGUCCUGCCCUCUCCCCGAGCCCUUCCCUGUCCUCCUGGACAGGUAAUUUUUCUGGGGCCACGUGACCUCCCUCCCCUUCUGAGAGCCUUGACUUUGAGCACCAAGGUGGGGUCCCUGCCCCACUGCCACCCCCGAGAAGGAUGCCGGGGCCGUAGCCCUGCUUCACCCUGUGCCACCUCCUCAGGUAGAUCAUCCCUGCCUCCCGGACCAUUCCUGGGACUCCUGGCGGUCGUGCCAGCUGUCUAGGGCCGCUUGUCCCCGGCAUGCUGCAAGAAGGCUACAAGGGAUCCUAAACAGGGUAUGGAGGGUAGAAUCCUGCCACAUCCUUUUACCAAACCCCUCAUAGCUAAGGCCUGUGUGGUUUCAGGUGUGCAGAUAGACCCAGCAUUGGUCCCUGGUCAUAUAUAAAAGGUACACAUGUGCUCUUUGGUUGCUAAGUGGGAAGUUGAGAUAGAAAAUCAUUGUUCUUUUACAUUUUAUUAAACUUUUACAUUUUAUUCAACAGUUAAAGAAUUCUAAUUUAUUUUCAUUUUACCGUGGAUAGAAAGACAGGAUUUAAAACUAGGUAUCAGCUCCUAGGAGAUGACCUAGCACACAACUUUGAUGUUAUUUCAAGAGAAUUUGUGCCAACCAUCUAAUAAUCUGUAGACAGGCUGCACGGUGGCAGCAGCCCAUGAGCCUCUUGUCUCCAGACCAAUGCUCAGGGGAUGGCUUGUCCAUGGGGCGCUGCUGUUGUCACAUCACCUAGAGAACCACGUGUGUUAUCCCUGUCUUCUCUCUGCCUUCAAAGAGAACAUUUUAUUCCCUUGAGAAGUGAAUGUUUUUACAUUUCUGCUUUAUCACAUGUUACAAAUAUACUAUGCAAGUUCAGUGACCCCUGGACCUCAUCACGGCUCCCCAGGGUGGUGUUCACGCAGCAGUCAGCCUCUGCCAGCCUCCUACUGGGUGCUGUAGCAAAUGGGCAGGUGAGCUCAGAGUCUGGGAUGCAAAGGAGGGCAAAGCAGGCAAGGUGGUGAAAGACAAUGCCGCUGAGAGGCACAGAGCCCAGACUUGAGCUGGAACACCCAGCCUUGCAGAAUGGACAGGGUCUCAGGAGCUGCAGAAGGGCAGAUGGGGCUGUGUGAGCAGCGGG
Molecule: messenger RNA, 4092 nt
Organism: Eubalaena glacialis (North Atlantic right whale)
Lineage: Eukaryota; Metazoa; Chordata; Mammalia; Artiodactyla; Balaenidae
Gene: CEP89
Product: centrosomal protein 89
Exons: 19
Coding region: 97-2475 (792 amino acids)
Biological process (GO): mitochondrion organization; cilium assembly; chemical synaptic transmission
Cellular component (GO): ciliary transition fiber; centriole
Source: RefSeq, a predicted model, not a curated record